This is a messenger RNA of Paramuricea clavata, 818 nucleotides long. Lineage: Eukaryota; Metazoa; Cnidaria; Anthozoa; Malacalcyonacea; Plexauridae. The record is from the annotation of a GenBank genome assembly.
AUGGAAAAACUAUUCAGGAACCAAAAGUUGAAUGUUGGUGUAAGAACUGUGAGGUGGCGUGAGGAGGUACUGUUCUAUGCAAAAGAUGUAGCAGAAUCUCUAGGGUACGCUAUCCAAAAAAGGCGAUUCAGAAGUUAGUUAGGAAACAAAAUAAGGUAAGCGUAUAUGAGUUACGCAAGGGGGGCGAUUCGCCCCUCUUCGAGAAAUGUCACCCACAGACAAUUUUGCUGUACGAACCUGGUUUGUACCAACUAAUAUGUAGCUCAAGGCUUCCAAUAGCAGAGGACUUCCAGGACUGGGUAUUCAAGGAAGUCCUUCCAUCUAUCCGCAAAACGGGCUCAUAUGAAUUACCGGAUAGAAGGUCACUCAGAUAUAACCAGAUGAUUCUUAUAAAUGAAACAGACCUUCAUCAUACUAUUGUGAGUUACAUCAGAGAUAACCACCCCACAGCUGUAAUAAUACCUGGCCUAGGUGAGUAUCAGGACACUGUGGCAAAAAGAUGUGACGCCUGGAAGAAGGGAUAUAAAGGUGGCCAGCCUGAUCUUAUUAUAGAGAAUCCUAUGGGAAAGUAUAAAGGAUUCGCCAUUGAAUUUAAGUCUCCUAAGGGCACUGGGAUUACAAGUGAGAAGCAGGGAGUAUGGCUUGAAAGACUGAGGGAAAUAGGAUACGCAACAAUGAUAUCGGACGACCUAGUGAAAACUUGUAUUAGAAUUAACGAGUACUUCUCACUCAAAAAAGUGAGAAGAAAAGCUGCAGUGAAAAAUAUAGUUUGCGAUGUAAAGCUGUACAGGCCAAGGUUCAAAUCAGGCAAGUACUAG